Molecule: messenger RNA, 924 nt
Organism: Clonostachys rhizophaga
Lineage: Eukaryota; Fungi; Ascomycota; Sordariomycetes; Hypocreales; Bionectriaceae
Source: the annotation of a GenBank genome assembly
AUGCACAAGAGAGUACUACUUACCGGUGCGACCGGUUACGUUGGAGGCUCAGUCUUAACUUGCCUCCUGGCGUCUCCACGAUUAGAACCAAUUUCGAUCUCAGUUCUUGCCCGAGACCCGGAACGUCUCGCAGCUCUUGAGGGCAAAGUGUCUCUUGUAACAUUCCGAGACCUAGACGACACAGAUUCAUUGGAAAGCAUCGCCAGUAACUUCGACAUUGUUAUCCAUUGCGCCAAUGGUCACCACGUGGACUCUCCACGAGCUUUCAUCCGUGGGCUGGCCCAAAGAAAAAGGUCACUGGGUGGCGAACCAUUUUACAUCCAUGUCAACUUCAGGAACAUCAAGUCUAGGCGACUAUGGGAUCACGAAACGAUACGUCGAAACUCGAGCAUUGACAAACAAGACGACAUCUUCGAGUAUGAGGAGCGUCGAGAAAACACUGCGGCCUACCCGCAGAGAACUGCCGAUAUCUCCGUCAUUCAAGCAGGAAAAGAGACUGGUAUUAAAACGUAUAUCAUGAUGCCACCUUGCAUCAUUGGUCGUGGUACAGGACCGUAUCGCCAACAGUCUCACCAAGUUCCAAUGCUCGUUCGUAACGCGAUACGACAAGGCCAAAGCGAGUUCGUGGGUGACGGAUCUUACACAAUAGGCCAUGUCGAUAUUCAGGACCUAGCUAAUGUCUUCGAACUCUUGCUGUCGCGACUUUUAGCUGGCGAAAGCCUACGAUACGGAAGGCGAGGAAUCUACUUCUCCAACACGGGCAGUCACAGCUGGCUGGAAGUAGCUCAAGCAAUUGGUGUAGUUGGUCACGAGUUUGGACUUUUGAAGGAUACUGAGCCGAAAUCGGUUGAGUUGUCCGAAUUCGCACGUCGGGAGUUUAAUAACGACCGUCACACCACCGAGCUAGUCGUAGCUGCCAAGUAA